AUGAGAAGAUAUCUCAUAUCGGAUCAUGUUAGCAUGAUGAAAAACGUUCUUCUUGUGGGCCUCAUGAUGGUAGUGAUGGUGAUCAUUGAUGAUGAUUUUAAGGGAGAUAUGAAAAGCCUUAUUAUUGAGGCUCGGGACAUUCAUCCUCCUUCAAAAGCCUUAAUACAGCGAUCAUUAUCAUCAUCAUAUUUGCAGAAUAUUGCCAAUAAUGAAGAUGAUCAUGGCGGAGUAAGAGGCUCAAUUUCUUACUCGUCUAAAUUUUCGAAUUGCUGGAAUGUCCCAACCUACAUGCAGAAUAUUGUAGAUUUUAGUCAAGAAACUGGACGAGAAGUAUACAUUCCGAAUGAUUUUGGUUGUUCAAAUGUUACACUAUGGACAACAUUUGGGGUUCCUUCGUAUUUCAAAGAUCUUGAUAUUUCUGGCUAUUACUCCUUUCUCAUGUUUCUCAAUGAUGGAGAGAGUUAUGAUUUGUGUUCGAGAGUUGGAUAUUGGGAAACCAAAUUGGGCCUCUCUUGUAACCAAUUACUUUGUGAAAAUAAUCAAGUUGAUAAUUUGAGGAACGAUGUCGAGGAAGUCACUGAAAAACAGACAUCGAUCUUUGAUUGGAUCAAUUAUUGCCAGUAUUGUUUAAAAAACAACAACACAUUAAGAUCCCACAGAAGUGAGUUCACACCCUCAAAUGGAGGAUGUUUCCCAAAAGAUAACACGGUGAAUGAAAUGAUCAAUCGGUUUCCAAGCUCGAUAACGUUUUGUGGAAAUUACGAGUUUGGAAUUCCUUUCAUUGUAAACAACACCAAUGUUGCCCAUUCAUAUCUGAAAGAAGGAUACUCGUAUCUAUGCUAUUGCCCAUUUGACCAGUAUUUUAGCUUAAAAUGCGCCAAUAAUUAUGUUAACUAUUUGGUGGUUUGGGUCAUAUCCAUUACUCUCUCGAUCAUUCAUGGAGUUUCAUUUGUUGUCACUUUUUUUGUAACGUUUUUACCAAAAGUUACAACAAGUUUUAAAGAAAAGCGCCCAUUUAACAGCAUUACCAUUACUUGCGUGGUAUUGUGCGAGAUCUUGUUGUUUGUGGCCAUGGUGUUUUCUCAAUGGUUUGGAACAAGCCUUGCAAUGACUAUUCUAUCAGACGUUGCACUUUCAUUGGUACUAUUAAGUCUAUUCACAUGGGUUAUUAAUUGGUUCAGACUCAUCCUCUAUGUGAAAACAAAGAAAACAAUACCUUUCAUUAUUAUGUACCUGGUGAUGGCUGUAUUGUUUCUGAUUGCUGGAGUUGCCAUUCCUAUUCUCAUUUCAGUGAUUUAUUUUAAUGAAAUGCCAUCCGUGAAUGUAUUCUUUUCAAUUUACAUGUCAGUCUUAACAUUUACUGCAUGUGUGGCAUUUGUAGCAUCCGCGAUUUGGAUCUAUUGGACCAUGAAAAAAGUUUCUGACAUUAACAUGUGGAACUCUUCCGUAAGUGUCUCACUUUUUCUCUGA
This is a messenger RNA of Naegleria fowleri, 1470 nucleotides long. RefSeq lists its product as uncharacterized. The record is from RefSeq and is a predicted model, not a curated record. The transcript has a single exon. Bases 1 to 1470 code for a protein of 489 amino acids. NCBI's taxonomy places the organism in Eukaryota, Heterolobosea, Eutetramitea, Acrasida, Naegleriidae.